Xyrichtys novacula (pearly razorfish) is the source of this 2085-nucleotide messenger RNA. NCBI's taxonomy places the organism in Eukaryota, Metazoa, Chordata, Actinopteri, Labriformes, Labridae. The record is from the annotation of a GenBank genome assembly.
AUGCCCGGGUACCACCAUGCCUCAAGUGCCCUUACCCUGCUGCUCCUCCUGACGGGAGCCUCCCUCCUCCAUCCGUCCACCCCCACCCCACUGAACACCCCUGAGAAGGCUGAAAACCUGCACACUGACUCUCCCCCUGCACCGACGGCAGCAGGAAAUGAGGACAGAGGAGAUGAGGAGAGGCGAUCGGUGCAGAAAGAGGAGACGGAGGAGGAGGAAGAGGAGCUCUUCAAAGACGUGGAUCCAAAAACGCUGGCAGCGGUCCUGCUAGAGGCGCUGAAUCGCUCAGACGUGGGGAGGAGGAGGGAGGAAGAGGAGAUGAACGCUGAGAUGGAGGAGGAAAACAGAGAGGUGAGAACAAUGAAGGGAGCGGACAGAGACAGAGAUGGACGACAGGAGUUAGAGACACUGAUGGCUGCUCACGGGAAGGAGAGGGAGAAAGAGGAGGAAGAGGAGAGAAGGAAGGCUCAGGAGGAAGAGGAGAAGAUGACAGAGAAGGUAACCAGUCGAACCACGAGCCAGACGGUCCAGGUCCAAGCAGAACCACAACCACAGAGUCCAGAAGGAGUAGGGGAGAGGGGGAAGGAUGGAGGGGACACUUCUCCCGAACCAGACGCCAAUGAGGAGGAAGAGGAGGAGCAGCUCAGCCCAGAGGAGCUGAAGAGUCUGGAGACCAUGAUGAAGGAGUUCCCCCGACUGAACACGGCAACCAAGAGGGAGGGCGAGCAGAACCAGAGGGAGAGCCGAGGGUGGAGCAGCUACAAUGAAGUCCUCCCCGUCAAAGGAAGUGACAUCGCCAUGACGAAGAAGAAGCUGAAAUGGCAGGAGGAGACGCAGAAGGGGGUCAACAUCCCAAUGUUCAGGGAGGGAAACUUCAUGGAUGACUUUGAGGAGAGUAACCGGGCAGGAAGUAACGACAUCCAAUCACAGCUUCCAUUGGAACAGGAAGUGACAGAGGAGGAGGAGGAGCCAGAGGAGGAAGAGGAGGAGGAGGAGGAACAGCUUAGUCCUGAGGAAGAGGAGGUUCGUGCCAAAGCCGAGCAGGAAGAGAUGAGGAGGCAAGCAGCCGAGGCACAGCGGGCCAAGAUGGAGGAGGAGAAGCUGGCGGACAUCGCCUCUGACAUGCUGCUGCGCUACAUGGUGAAGCAGAACAACGGGAACCGCAAAUACAGCUCGUCUCUGUCCAACGCCGCCGAGGACAAACGCUCCGAUGAGGAGCAGGAGGCGGCAGAGGAGGAGGACCUAGACCCCCAGACCAUUGACAAGCUCAUUGAGAUUUCCAGCAAGCUCCACCUCCCUGCAGAUGAUGUGGUUGACAUCAUCAGUGACGUGGAGAAGAAGAAAAAAAAGGAUGUCCCACCAGAGAUGACAUCUCGGUGGCAGCGUCCUCUGACGCCACUCUCCUCUUCAUUCUCGUCCACUAAGGGUUUGUCUUCGUCCCCACCCAACACCAACAGCUACCCUGUUACUAAGCAACCAUCUCCAGCUGUCAAUCUCCUCAAGACCUGGUUCCAGGAGAAAACACCAACGAAAUCCCAAGAUCUGUGGAGCAAACCUCUGCAAACCAAUCAGAAUCUUUGGUCCAAACCUCAGAAACCAAUCAAGCAGGAAGUCUGGUUCAAGUCUCCAAAGCCCCUCAGGACCGGAUACCCCUUCUACCCCUACAGAUACCCCUCCUACUACCAGAGGAAGCCUUACCCCGACUACUACCCUGUCUACUUCCCUCCUCCGCCAAGACCCAAACCUCGCUACUUUCUCCCCAAACCUGUGGAAGGUGCAUAUGCCUUCCCACCCAAACGCCGCUACCACAGCUGGAUCCAACCCCGGCUCAGAGUCCCCCCUGCAGACCUCCAGCAGAAGCCUUACUACCCCAGCUACCCCCUUCCUCUCUACCCCCGGACAUUUCAGCCGGUCAGAGUCCCUGUGAUGCCUCCUCAGCAGAGGCAAUUUUAUUUCUCUGCACCGGCAGCUUCAGCGACCAGAAGCGACAAUCGUUACGAGGCAAGAAAACAACCAGAGAGCCGUGACGACCUGGAAAAAUAUAUCCAACAGAUCCUCCUGAAGAGACCGCAGAUAUCAGACUGA